GUUGCAGAGACUUUGACGUCCUCCGUUGCCGAAGAAGUGGACAACCACCAAAGAACUCUCAAAAAUGAGGUUCUUUGAAGUUCUUCGUUGCUCCAGAAUAUCAAAAUCAAGUUUAAAUGUUGCAGAAUUUAUGAAAAAUUUUCCAGCAGAGGUAGCACCGAAAGCUAAAGAGCUAGCGUUGAUUAACCAAGGAUUAUCCGGAGCGUUAACAAAUAAACAUGAUAGCAAGCCACCUGUGGAUUUUGAGUAUUACAAGACCAGAAUACCUGACAAAGCUUUUGUUGAAAAACUAGAGAAAUUCUACACCUCCACCACUGUGCCCUACCCAAGUGAUCCUGAAAACAAGAAGGCAAAUCUGGAGCAGGAGAAGAAGCAAGUUACAAAGAGUGGUGAAGAUAUGGUUGAGGAAAUGGACCUUGUCAUCUUUGAGAAUGAACUGAAAAUGAAGUCCAUUAACAGCUUACCUCCCAUGGAACACAUGUCUAAGGAGAUGCUGUGUUACUACUUCCCGGAGGCCACAAGAAAUGAUGAGAAAUCGGCCUUGUCUGAGGGGCGCCACAAGGGAAUCAGGUGGUUCCCAGGAUAUUCCCACGGCUUCGAUAGGUACCCAAAAUGGCAGCUCGGGAACCGAUUCAACAAUGAGUGGGAAUUCUUCCCUCCUAAAGAAAUAAGCCAGAGAUGGGAAAAUCUUAAUCUACAGUUUCAGAAAGAGGAACAAUUUCUGAUGGAAGACCCUAAAUAAUGUGUAGGGUUCAUAUAACUCAUACAGUGUUUACAUUCUCUGAUCUAAUGACUGACUAGAUGCCAGUAAUAACAGAUUAGUGCUGAAAACUGUUUGUCAUCUCUUUAGGUCACUAUUCUUGAUAAUAAAUUUUGUUUCAAAGUUUAA
Messenger RNA from Saccostrea cuccullata (small rock oyster), 889 nucleotides. RefSeq names its product ATP synthase subunit d, mitochondrial-like. NCBI's taxonomy places the organism in Eukaryota, Metazoa, Mollusca, Bivalvia, Ostreida, Ostreidae. Bases 65 to 742 code for a protein of 225 amino acids. The record is from RefSeq and is a predicted model, not a curated record. The transcript is spliced from 5 exons. Gene Ontology annotation, molecular function: proton-transporting ATP synthase activity, rotational mechanism. Gene Ontology annotation, biological process: proton motive force-driven ATP synthesis.